Brenthis ino (lesser marbled fritillary) is the source of this 213-nucleotide messenger RNA. NCBI's taxonomy places the organism in Eukaryota, Metazoa, Arthropoda, Insecta, Lepidoptera, Nymphalidae. The record is from the annotation of a GenBank genome assembly.
AUGCCUGUAACUCUCAAAUUCCAAUGGGACAAUACUUAUGAGGCCGACGCUUUAGAUGCUCUCCGAGACACGGGGGUGAAACAGCGCCAACUUCUCAACUCCAGGCUGCUAUUAGGACUGAAACACUCAAAAGCUGAACUUGGCUCUACCCGGGAGUCAAACAGAGGACCACCGGAUGUGCAGCCAUACGUGCUAGCCACUACACCGCCGAGG